Molecule: messenger RNA, 763 nt
Organism: Scatophagus argus
Lineage: Eukaryota; Metazoa; Chordata; Actinopteri; Scatophagidae
Gene: ttr
Product: transthyretin (prealbumin, amyloidosis type I)
Exons: 4
Coding region: 84-539 (151 amino acids)
Biological process (GO): purine nucleobase metabolic process
Source: RefSeq, a predicted model, not a curated record
AGUGAUGGAGGGAGGGUAGGUGAGGUCAGCUGCUGUUAUAAGGGGCCUGAGACUGUGGCAGUCAUGACUGAACACCAGCGACCAUGCUGCAACCACUGCGCUGUCUGCUACUAGCCUCUGCUGUGCUGCUCUGCAACACCGCCCCCACCCCCACGGAUAAGCAUGGGGGUUCAGACACCAAGUGUCCUCUGACAGUGAAAAUCCUGAAUGCGCUGAAAGGGACUCCGGCCGGAGGAGUGGCACUCAGGGUGUUCCAGAAGACUGCUGACGGAGGAUGGACAGAAAUCGCUAAUGGAGUGACGGAUCCCUCUGGAGAGAUCCACAACCUGAUCACAGAGCAGCAGUUCUCAGCAGGAGUGUAUCGUGUUGAGUUCAAUACCAAAACCUUCUGGACGAAUGAGGGAAGCACGCCAUUCCAUGAAGUAGCUGAUGUCGUGUUUGAGGCCCAUGCUGAAGGUCAUCGUCACUACACACUGGCCUUGCUGCUCAGUCCGUACUCCUACACCACCACAGCCGUGGUCACUGACGUACACCACUGACACACAUCACACUGUGGGUGCUUUGUCUGGUAGAGGUAUUGGCACAGCAAGCAGCAUGAGACUGUAUUUUUCUCUUCUUGCCAACAAAUAUCAAACGCUGAAUCAAACCAGCAAUGAAUGUAUCCUACUAGCAAGUAUUGUGUGUGUGUGUGCGUGUAAGCCUGAUAUAUUUUCUUUCUCUGUACCAUAGAGCUCCAAAAACUAUUAAAAAAACACAUCACUGA